Molecule: messenger RNA, 3431 nt
Organism: Molossus molossus (Pallas's mastiff bat)
Lineage: Eukaryota; Metazoa; Chordata; Mammalia; Chiroptera; Molossidae
Gene: MERTK
Product: MER proto-oncogene, tyrosine kinase
Exons: 19
Coding region: 1-2973 (990 amino acids)
Biological process (GO): multicellular organism development; nervous system development; protein phosphorylation
Cellular component (GO): signaling receptor complex
Molecular function (GO): ATP binding; protein binding; transmembrane receptor protein tyrosine kinase activity
Source: RefSeq, a predicted model, not a curated record
AUGGGGCGGGCUCUGCUGCGGCUGCCGCCGCCGCUGCUGCUGCUGCUGCUGCCGCCGCCUCGGUUCUUCGUUCCCGGGCUUGGGAGAGGGGCUCUCGCGGAGGUGACGGAAGAAACCACGCCUCCCCUGCCCUUCCCAGGAGCGGUGGCUGACCUCGUGCCAUCCUCCUCUCCGCUCCCCCUUGGGGCCCAGCCCUCAGCGUCACCAGCCCAGCCUGGAAGACCCGGCACGGGCAGCACAGCCCAUCCCAGCGUGACGCUGGCCAGGUCCAAGCGCCUGCCACCUCUUGCGUUUAAUCACACAGUUGGCCGCAUAAUCCUUUCUGAACACAAAGACGUCAAAUUUAACUGCUCCAUCAGUAUACCUAACACGUACCAGGACACCCACAUUUCUUGGUGGAAAGAUGGGAAGGAACUGCUUGGGGCACAUCAUGCAGUCACCCACUUUUACCCUGAUGAUGAAGUCACAGCAGUGAUCGCAUCCUUCAGCAUCAUCGGUGUGCAGCGUUCAGACAGCGGGUCGUAUAGAUGUAAGACGAAAAUAAACCAUGAGGAGAUCGUGUCUGACCCCAUCUAUGUUGAGGUACAAGGACUCCCCCACUUCACCAGGCAGCCGGAGAGCAUGAACGUCACCAGGAACACUGCCUUCAACCUCACCUGUCAGGCCGUGGGCCCGCCGGAGCCCGUCAACAUUUUCUGGGUUCAGAACAGCUACCACGUGAAUGAACGGCCAGAAAAGUCCCCGUCUGUGCUGACUGUUCCUGGUCUGACCGAGACAGCAGUCUUCAGCUGUGAAGCCCACAACGAGAAGGGGCUGACCGUGUCCAAGGGCAUACAGGUCAACAUCAAAGCCCUCCCCUCCCCACCCACGGAAGUCAGCAUCCACAACAGCAGCCCACACAGCGUCCUGAUCUCCUGGGUCCCGGGCUUCGAUGGGUACUCCCCGUUCAGCAGUUGCAACAUUCAGGUCCAGGAAGUCGAUCCUCUGAGUAAUGGCUCUGUCAUGAUUUUUAACACCUCUGCUUCGCCACCUCGGUAUCAAAUCGAGCAGCUGCGAGCUCUGGCGAAUUACAGCAUCGGCGUGUCCUGCAGGAACGAGAUUGGCUGGUCCACCUGGAGCCCCUGGGUCCUGGCCAGCACCACCGAAGGAGCCCCAUCGGUAGCGCCUUUGAACGUCACUGUGUUUCUGAACGAAUCUAGUAACAAGGUGGACGUCAGCUGGAUCAAGCCUCCGAUCGAGCGGCAGGACGGGGACCUGGUGGGCUACCGGAUUUCCCACGUGUGGCAGAGCGCGGACACCUCCAAAGAGCUGACUGAAGAAGUCAACCAGAAUGGCAGCCACGCUCAGAUUCCUGUUCAAGUCCACAAUGCCACGUGCACAGUGAGGAUUGCCGCUGUCACCACAGGAGGGGUCGGACCUUUCAGUGCCCCAGUGAAAAUAUUCGUCCCUGCACACGGUUUGGUAGAUUUGGCCCCCUCAUCAACUCCAGCACCUGGCAACACAGACCCCGUGCACAUCAUCCUUGGCUGCUUCUGUGGAUUUGUUCUGAUUGGGCUGGUUUUAUAUAUUUCUCUGGCCAUCAGAAAAAGAGUCCAGGAGACAAAGUUUGGGAAUGCCUUCACCGGGGAGAACUUAGAACUGGUCGUCAAUUAUACCGCCAAGAAGUCCUUCUGUCGGCAAGCCAUCAAACUCACCUUGCGCAGCUUGGGAGUCAGCGAGGAGCUGCAGAGUAAGCUGGAGGACGUUGUCAUCGACAGGAGCCGUCUCGUUCUGGGGAAAAUUCUGGGCGAAGGAGAGUUUGGGUCUGUCAUGGAAGGAAAUCUUAGUCAGCAAGAUGGGACCUCUGAGAAAGUGGCUGUGAAGACCAUGAAACUGGACAACUUUUCUCAGCGAGAGAUCGAGGAGUUCCUCAGCGAGGCCGCGUGCAUGAAGGACUUCAGCCACCAGAACGUCAUCCGACUCCUAGGUGUUUGUAUAGAAAUGGGCUCUCAAGGCACCCCGAAGCCCAUGGUGAUUUUACCCUUCAUGAAAUACGGGGACCUACAUACCUACUUACUCUACUCCCGGCUGGACACAGGGUCAAAGCACAUCCCUUUGCAGACACUGGUGAAGUUCAUGGUGGACAUCGCCCGGGGGAUGGAAUAUCUGAGCAACAGGAAUUUCCUUCACCGAGACUUGGCUGCUCGAAACUGCAUGCUGCGAGAUGACAUGACUGUGUGUGUCGCGGACUUCGGCCUGUCUAAGAAGAUCUACAGCGGCGAUUACUACCGCCAAGGCCGCAUCGCUAAGAUGCCUGUGAAGUGGAUUGCCAUCGAGAGCCUCGCGGACCGCGUGUACACCAGUAAGAGUGACGUGUGGGCAUUUGGCGUGACCAUGUGGGAGAUUGCAACCCGGGGGAUGACGCCCUACCCCGGAGUCCAGAACCACGAGAUAUACGACUACCUGCUCCACGGCCACAGGCUGAAGCAGCCGGAGGACUGCCUGGACGAACUGUAUGAGAUGAUGCACUCGUGCUGGAGGGCCGAGCCCUUGGACCGACCCACCUUUUCCUUGUUGAGGCUGCAGCUGGAAAAGUUCCUGGAAAGUUUGCCUGAAGUGCAGGACAAAGACGACGUCGUUUACAUCAACACCCCGUUUCCAGGGGGCUGUGAGGGCCCGGCAGAGGGCCCCCCACUCGCUCAGCUGGACAUGGCCAUCGACCCCGACUCCAUCAUUGCUGCCUGCGCGUCCAACGCUGCUGUUAGCGUGGUCACCGCCCAAGUUCAUGAGAACGGCCCUCGCGAGGGGCGGUACAUUCUAAAUGGGGGCAGUGAGAACUGGGAAGACCUGGCUUCUGCCGGCCCAGCGACGGACAGGCACCGAAGGAGCAGGGUCUCCUGGUCCCAGUCCAGCACGCUGUCCUUGGAGAGCCCACUGCCAGAUGAACUUCUGUUUGCAGAUGACCCCUUGGAAGACUCAGAAGUCCUCGUGUGAGGAGAGCUGAGAAACACUCCCCAACCACGGAGGUCCCUCGCUUAGAGUUCCACGUAUGCCCAGUCUCUGGUUUCAGUCCCUGACCAAGUCAACGCCACGGCCCGAAAGCACCUGAUGAAUGUUGUUAAGUACGUCAUUAAAAAUGCAUAAUAUAUAUAUUUAUUUAAAGAGAAAAAUAUGUGUGUAUAUGGUAGAAAGAGACAGAGACUAUAUUUUCAUAAAAGAUGACUUAUUUUAUAUCACUGAUCUUACAGAUGGAAAAUGUAAGCAUUAACAGCCUCAUCUCUUGUUAACAUUUGCACAAAGUUCUUCCGUUUGUUUUAGUUCUUUUCAUUUUCCUGACUAUUCAAUGUAAAAAUAUUUGUGAAAUGAAAUGCCGUAUUUGACUUUGCUUCUGGUCUUAUGAAAAAUCUGAUAUUCCUCUGUGAGUCGUCUGUUUGAUACGAAUGACCUUUUGA